AUGGCUCCACCACAAAGGAUCCUCUUUCCCCCGGAGAAGAUUUGCAUGGACUGGCAGCAAAGGCAGAAAGCUGGAGCAGGCCUCUACAAUGUGGACAAUACGUGCUUCCUCAACUCCGUGCUGCAGUGCCUGACGUACACACCCCCUCUUGCCAACUACCCGCUCUCUCAUGAGCACAGCAGCUCCUGUCGCCAGCAAGGCUUCUGCAUGAUGUGCAUCAUGGAAGCGCACGUUAACAAUGCCUUGAACACCUCAGCCAGCGCCAUCCAGCCCAGGCACAUCAUCAAUGCCCUCCCACGAAUAGGAGGACAUUUCAUGCUUGGCAUGCAGGAAGACACCCACGACUUCUUACGCUGUACUGUCACUGCCAUGCAGAGAGCUUGUCUGGCUGGAAGCAGCGCCUGGGACAUCUCUUCUCAACAUACUACCAUCGUCCAUCAAAUAUCUGGGGGCUUCCUGAGGUCCAGAGUCAUGUGCUGCAGCUGCAAAGCAGUUUCCGAUUCCUAUGAGGCCUUCCUGGAUGUGCCUUUGGAUAUCAAAGCAGCCUCGUCUGUCACUGCAGCUCUGGAGAAUUUUGUCAAAACCGAGCAGCUGGCUGGUGAAAACAGCUUUCGAUGUAGCAGGUGUGACGAGAUGUUUACUGCCCUCAAGAGGUUUACAAUCGAUCGCGUGCCCAAGGUUCUCACGCUGUGCCUGAAACGCUUUGAUUUUUCCGGCAGGAAGAUCGGCAAGUUUGUGCAGUAUCCCCAGUACUUGGAUCUCCGGCCAUACAUGUCUCAGGGAGCUGCAGAACCGCUCCUCUACGCCUUAUACGCUGUCCUGGUGCACAGCGGUGGCAGCUCUCAGGCAGGACACUAUUUCUACUACACAAAGGCCAGCGAUGGACUGUGGUACCAGAUGGACGAUACGCUGGUGGAUCGUUGCGACAUAAACACAGUUCUCGCGCAGCAAGCCUAUUUACUUUUUUAUGUCAGGGCAAGUGCAGAUGUUCUACGGAGGGACCACCAGUCCCCACAGGCCCUGCUGCCCUCCCUAUCAUGCAGUAGCUCCUCUACCCUGGGCUCCCUCUACCGCGUCCCAGACCACUGGCCUGCUGUGAUGAACCUCGCCAAGGAGCUCAUCCGCAUCGUCCAGGACACCAUCAUAGUGACCAAGCAGUACAAAAAGUUUUUGCAAAUGAUGAUGGCCAAGUUGCGAAAGGAAGCCUGUGGUCUCCACGGACUUCACCGACUCCACCUGCUCCACCCGCUCGCUCACCUCCACAGAGUCUGGGACUUGGACAACCGCGCCGAGACAAUACAUCACUGGAGUCCUAUAUUGGUGGUGGUGAACAGAUGCGCCUCUCCCAUUCUCUUGCUUAGGGAUUCUGACUUUCUCUUCCUCUCUGUCCUAUCAACCAUCCCCGAUAUCGACUUCCAAUAUCGGAUCGGGACAGUACCUCAGGUGGGACCGCAGUGUGAGCCCUGCGCUAGGAGCCGUGUAUCCCAAGUGUGA
Falco peregrinus (peregrine falcon) is the source of this 1494-nucleotide messenger RNA. RefSeq names its product ubiquitin carboxyl-terminal hydrolase 42-like. The record is from RefSeq and is a predicted model, not a curated record. The transcript is spliced from 13 exons. NCBI's taxonomy places the organism in Eukaryota, Metazoa, Chordata, Aves, Falconiformes, Falconidae. Gene Ontology annotation, biological process: regulation of apoptotic process; protein deubiquitination. The coding region runs from base 1 to 1494 and encodes 497 amino acids. Gene Ontology annotation, molecular function: cysteine-type deubiquitinase activity; cysteine-type endopeptidase activity. Gene Ontology annotation, cellular component: nucleus; cytosol.